Messenger RNA from Electrophorus electricus (electric eel), 4614 nucleotides. RefSeq names its product G2/M-phase specific E3 ubiquitin protein ligase (gene g2e3). Gene Ontology annotation, molecular function: ubiquitin-protein transferase activity. Lineage: Eukaryota; Metazoa; Chordata; Actinopteri; Gymnotiformes; Gymnotidae. Gene Ontology annotation, cellular component: nucleus. The record is from RefSeq and is a predicted model, not a curated record.
GGCGGGUUUUUAUGAGAAGAGGGAAUUUCGAAAAUUUACAGUGGCUGUAUGUGCUGAUAAAAGAAAACUCGACAUAUUGAACUCAAAUGAAGUUAUAUAUUCUAAUUCUAUGGGUUGAAAUUAGCUAUAUUAUUCGAUAUACUAUCACUUGUUUGACUUUUUGUGGCUCCGGACAGCGUUACUACACUUGAGUCUUUCUCGCGGAUGCAAACACAUAACCUAGAUGACUAGCCUCCUAGCUAGCUUGCUUAAUCAGCACGCCAAUCCUCAGAGGUUUAAACGGCCAGUAUUUGCAGAAAAUGUGCUACAGCUAGCUAGCUAGCUAGUUAGUUAGCUAUCUUUUUUUAUAAAGUUAGAGAAAUGCAAUUGGCUAACGUUUUGAUUACUAAUGAGUUGAUCACGUGAAAUUGCAUCUAGAACAAAGAUGGCUAGCAAUUGUGUUGAUAUUGUAAACUGGCUAGCUAACUAAAUCACAGGCUACUGGCUUACCGUACAAUUGAGAUAACGCUACAUAACAAAUCAACGCUAGAUAACUAGUUAGUAUUCUAAUAAUGAAGAAAAAGACAAAGACACGAGUUGAAGGACAAGAAGACGCUCUCAACGAAAUGUGUGAACUCUGUAAGCGCCGCGACAACUGCCCAGACAAAUAUGGAGAGAAGAUUACACUCCAGGAACACAAAAUCACUGUCCAUUACUUCUGUUUGUUGAUGUCCAGUGGAAUAUUCCAGAGAGGAGAGGACCAUGAAGGUAUUCAUGGAUUUCUUGUGGAUGAUAUCAGGAAGGAGGUUCGCAGAUCAGCCAGACUGCGAUGCAUGAGCUGUAAAAAGACGGGUGCUUCAGUUGGAUGCUCCAUCAAAAGCUGCAGACAAAUGGUCCACUUGCCAUGUGGAAUAGAACAGGAGUUUAUUUUCCAGUUCACUGAUUUGUUUCCGUCUUUUUGUAAAAAGCACUGCCCCACUCAGACCUGCUCUUCUAGCCCCUCUCUGCCACUCUCCUGCUCCAUCUGCUUGGAAACCCUCGAGCCCGUUCUCUCCUACUCUGUACUCAAGUGCCCUGCUUGUCUUGGAAGCUGGUUUCACAGAGACUGCAUUCAGCAUCAGGCACAUAGUGCUGCCAUGUUUUUCUUCAAAUGUACCCUAUGCAACAACAAGGACCAGUUUCAACAAGAAAUGCUCAGGAUGGGAAUACACAUACCAGAAAGAGAUGCAUCCUGGGAGUUGGAAGAAAAUGCCUACGGGGAGCUAUUGCAUGUGUACCAGCACUGUGAUGCCGUGAAUUGUUCCUGUCUCAAAGGUCGCAGUUACAGUGCACAGUCAGGGAUUUUUGAGAUUGUUCGGUGUAAGUUUUGCGGAUCCAGUGGGACCCACCGUAAAUGUUCGUCCCUCAAGCUUUAUGAGAGCAACUGGAGUUGUGUUGAUUGCAAAGCUGCCAUUGAAGGAACGGUGUCCACGUUGCCAAACCACGUUAAAUCACCAUUGGCAGAGAGGCAGGAGAAGAAAAGACUGAUUAAAAGAUGUCUGUCCAAUCUUCACUCAUCACUCAUCUCUAAAAGGCGCCAUGUGGAUGCCAGUCCUCCAGAGAUCUUGAUGGGUCUGGCCGCUCAGCUAUUGGCACAGCAGACUACGGCAGUGCUGGUGAAAGACGGUGAGGCAGUGGAGGCAGCACUGUGGGCCCUGCGACAGAGUGACUUCAACCCAUGCCGGGCACUGUCCGUGAGCUUCUCCAGAGACAAACAAAGUCACACAGUGGUCAGCCAGCGCCGCUUUCUCCGCCUCCUCCUAAACAACAUACAAAGUUUGAGCAUCUUUGUGGGCCCUGACGGGGCUAAAAACCUGGCUCUGAACUCACAAGCCCUGAGGGAUGAUCUGUAUUUUGAGAUGGGCAGUCUGUUGGCCCUCUCUCUGGUGCACGGAGGUCCUCCGCCAGUCUUCUUCUCCUCUGCGCUCUACCACAGCCUAUUCCAUUACCCAGCUGAUUACAAGUUUACUGCAGCAGACCUGGGUGAUGACACUUUAACACACAGAGUCAAAAUGAUAGAAGAAUCAAGCUCUUUGCUGGAGUUGAAGAAAGCAAUGUGGUCUGCCUCAGAGUUUUUGCAAGCAGCAGGCUGCUGGCGAGAGGUCAACAAACUCUCUGAUAAACACCUGUUGCUGGAAGACAUUCUUAACUUCUACCUGAUCAUACGAAUGCAGCUGCCUCUUCAAAGAUUUCGUGAGGGUCUCAGGACCCUUGGUGUGUUUGAGCAAGUGCAGGCAUGUGCAGAGGGCUUCUACCAGGUUUUCUGUGGCCCAGUGGAAACAAUGACAGCAGAAUCCAUAUUUUCACUUUUCACUCCUUGGUUUUCUGAAGAGGAGGAACAGAAAGCAAAAGAAGACAUGACCUUGGGUUUCUGGAAGCAGUACCUACAUGAAUGUGAAGGUGGACGAUGUGCAGCAUCACUAGAAGAUAUCCUCGUGUUUGCCACUGCUGCUGAUGUAGUCCCUGCCAUUGGCUUCAGUCCUCCACCCUCAUUAUCCUUCCUGAAUCCAUUGGACCCCUCCUGUGCUUUUCCUCAAAGCCAGCCUGAAGCUAACCAUCUCAUUCUGCCUGUGCUUUCAUCCUAUGAGCUCUUCAAGAAGCAUUUGGAGUAUGCCGUGUGUCAGCUGGCUGUGAUGCAGGCUGUUUGAACAUUUUUUAUUUAUGGGUCAGAGCUUAGAUGUGUUGCUUCUCUCGGACUUCUAUAAUGGUGCUAAAUAUCUCUACUGAAGCAAAAUGUUUAAUCUGUAAUACUUUCCUAUGGUAUAUGGUUAGAAAUAUAAAAAAAACUGCCUGCCUUAUAAACUCAGGCAGUGUGCAUUAUUCCUAGCCAGUAGAGCAGCACCAGUCAGCAUUUACACCUGCAGUUUAAUCCACUGUGUUUAUUUACAUAUAACGUAACUGAGUUGUAGCUAUAGCAUUUCCCAUAUAAGGUUUAUUUUUCUUUUAUAAUUUUCUUUUCAGGGGUAGCGGAAGAAUAACCAAACUUGGUAUUACAUGUGCACUGAGUUUGUUUGAGUAACGUAACAUUAAUCUCUGGACAUCAUCCUGUUCAGUUUUCAAGACCAUCAAGUACAUUUGUCAGUCAUUUUAUCUGAGCCUAAAAUAUCUUGAAUGCUUUUCUUUAACCCCUACAUUAGUCUUUAUAUUGAUGAUCCUGAAAAUCAUCUCUGAUCUGCUACAUUUUUUAUUUUGUUUUUUACAGUUUGGUAUUACUAAAAUAUAGUUAUUGCUCAUUCUACCUCCUGUAACAAGGUGCUCAAGUAAGAGGAAUGGGGAAUUUAAAGUUGUCAUUGCUAUAAGUUAAAUUGAUUGGAUAGCUGGAUUGAAAUGUAACUCAUUGUUUUUUAUCUACUCAAUACGUCUUGGUGUUCUUUUGUUUGUUUUUGUUUCUUUGUUGUUUUUUUUACAAAGGUAGUUAUAUAGUCUACCUGGGUUGCCCAAUGACGGAAAGACACGCUUAGAGGCAGUUACCAGGUUUAACGGACAGUACAGAUAGCCAAUGGACGCGUCAGUGGUAGGAGUGGUGCCAGUGAUGGACUCCAACACAGUUCAUAUAUAUGACGGACGUUUGAGCUUUUUUCUGUUUGCCCCGUGCACUACUCGGGCGGAUUGCGGGAGAGUAAAUAAAAAGCGCGUCGGUUGCAUGCAUAACAGGCUGAUGACUGAAAGUGGCAUUGUAAUUACAGCAAAUAUGUAACUGCUGUCGCCGCUGUAGCAAGUGGUAUUAAAAGUAACAGAUUUCCUCGAGUAAAAUAUAGAAUCGUUGUAGAUUAGUAGAUUUUUUUAAAGUUAAACUCCCGACAUUUUACUUCGUUUAUUACAUUGAUUCAGUCUGGCACCGAACAGCGAGCCAUUUCUCCAGCCAUGUUUCAAUUAGAUUAGUAAAUGAUGAUGUUGGCAUACAAUACUCAGUUGGUAACAAUAUUUAAAAAGUGCUGCGUGGAAGCUGAAAAGUGACCAAAAAAUAACUGCUUCAGACUGGCAAUGGUGCAAUUAUGAUUUUUAGCUCGCCACCGCCCCCACCCAAACAACGAACAUGCUUGGGUGAUGUACUUGUUUUCAGACUUAUCAAAGUUUGUUUUCUUAUUUCCAGGGCCUUAAAGGAGAAGAGAAGUGUUUGUAAUGAGUACAAAGCAAUUAGUGCUCAGCUUUCUGACAUUGUUGACAUUUUCCCCCAACUUUUUCAGCACAGGUCACUUUUAAGGUACAGAUGUACAGAUGACACUAACGUUUGUUUCAGGUUAUGCAGCAACAUGAGCGUUUCUUGCAGUCAGGCUAUAGGAAAUGGAUUCUGUUAGUUUGUGUCGGCGAUAUUUUUUAUAUAAAUCAUUUGUGUAUGUAAACAAAGAACUUUGAUGUUCCCUGGAGUCUUUUUGUGAAUGGAUUAAAUUUAUGCUUUUAAAUCUUUUCAUAUUACAUGGCAUAAUUUUGUACGGGGUGUCAGUUGACUCUUAUAUUGAGACGUUCUUUUCUACCUGUUUGUGCCGGGUGUGUCAAAUUAAUCCUGCAUCGUUUAAGAUUCGGGUGCACUGGAAAAAAAACUUUUUGUAUAAACUCGAUCAUUCACACUCGAUUCGCAGUUUCUUGUAAAAUGUU